Anopheles stephensi (Asian malaria mosquito) is the source of this 6691-nucleotide messenger RNA. Its product is annotated as collagen alpha-1(XI) chain-like. The transcript has 13 exons. The coding region runs from base 377 to 6052 and encodes 1891 amino acids. The record is from RefSeq and is a predicted model, not a curated record. Gene Ontology annotation, molecular function: extracellular matrix structural constituent. NCBI's taxonomy places the organism in Eukaryota, Metazoa, Arthropoda, Insecta, Diptera, Culicidae.
UAAACUCUUCUUAACGCCCCAGCACUAAAAGCCUGUGCGCAGCCCGGCUUUCGAUCAGUUGGUGAUCGUUGUUCGUGGCCUGCAGAUCGACGGAGCUCGGUGCCGUGAAAAUGAAAUCAUCCGACACCGGAAGCGACAGGGAUGUGAAGUGACGAACCCAACCGGACGUCCUAAUUUACUAAGCCAACUGUUGUAGUUCAAUGAAUGUGUGUGUGUGUGCACUUGGAGUAAAACGAAAGCUAAAACGAGAAGGUACUAGUUGAGUGAAGUCUAAACUUGGAGUGCGUGUGCUGCUGCUGCUGGGGCAAACGAGCAAAACCGGCUGCGUGUAUGCGCCAGAGGUGGAUUUUUCGUGCGCUUCGAACCGCCAGAGGGCAUGCAGCAGGCGCAUCAGUACGGCGUGUCCUUUCAUCGUCCCCGGGGGCGAAGGAAGCGCCACGGAAUGGGUGGUGGUAGCGUGGGUUCAGCGUGGGGCGGUGUGAAUCCGACGAUCGCCGUCGUCGUGGCGAUGGUCGUCGGUGGGGUGAUCGUGUACGCAGCUGCCGAACCGCGGACGGAUGGACUCGUUGACAUGAUCGACCAGUUCGGUAUGCCUAGCUUACCGUCCGGCAUCUCACCGACCACCGGCAUGUGCAAUGGCACGCGCAACCAGUACCAACCCCACCCGGAACCGGCCUACAAUCUCAACCAAGACACCGUGCUGAGCAUACCGACGAUCACGAGCUUUCCGGCGGGUUUUCCUAUCGAUUUUUCACUGCUGGUAACGCUUCGCGCUAGCCCAAACCUUGAGCGGGCACCACUGUUUGCCGUCUACUCGAGCGAUUCGGACGAGAUACUGAUGCUGAUGGUGGGUCGUGACGUGGCGCUGUACUACUACGAUGGUAAUCCGGAGGAUGACGAGCAGGACCAGUAUCAGAACAUGAUCAGCUUCGGUGUGAGCAUCGACGAUGGGCGGUGGCACCGGUUGGGACUGAGCAUCAAGGGAAACUCGGUAACGCUGAUCUUGGACUGUAGUACACAGAUCACGCGUCCACUGAACAGACGGGACGGUGUGCAGCUGGUGACGGACGGUUUAAUCUUGACCGGAUUGCAGUUGAACGAGGAGAAUGGAUUCUUUACGGGUGAUCUUCAACUCUUUAUGAUUGCAAACACACCGGACGAGGCGUACAACAUCUGCACCAGGUAUGCUCCCGACUGUCCAGGUGGAUCUGGAUCUGCUACCGGUUCGGGAUCAUCCUCUACGGUAACUCGCACCGUUACGAUACAGAGCACAAGAACGGUGUCAAACGGUACUGCAGGAGGAGGAGGCACCGUCAGCCGAACUCAAACCAGUAGCAGCUCGAGCUCUAGUUCCGGUGGAAGAGCGUCCUCGCAGGCAGCUGGCGCUAGCAUUCGUGAUCAGGUGCUGCGUGAGUCGGUGUCCGUUGCCGGUGAAGCUAGCGCCGGCAGUUCCCGUGGAAGACAGGCAGCUUCGGCAAGCUCGUCCAGCGGUGGAAGAGACUUUGCCGAUCUGUACGGUGAUGGAGAAGGCUUGGAGGUGAUUGGAGACGACGACGAUUACUACAACAAUUUGGAGUUCGGUGGGGAUUUGAGUCGGGUAGCUGCUGGUGCAGAAACGCAACCAGAUGGGAGUUCGCGCAACCGUACGGAAGUAGAGCCAGGAGCUUACGAUCAACUGCGUCCCGGAGUUUUGCCUUUGCCUGAUCCGGAAUACGAUGCGUCAGCCGGUGGAGAACCAAGACCGACGGGAGCAGGAGGUCCUCCAACUACGAGACCGCGUGUAAAUACUGCGAACCGCACACAAACGGAUCCGGCCGCCGGUUAUGGUCCAGAAUUUGAAGAAGAUGAGGAGCGAAGAGUUGGAUUCCCGGCACAAUCUACCGUAACGAUCGUUGGCGGAGUGAAGACCAUACGAGGACCUCGUGGACCACCGGGAGAUCCAGGUCCGAAGGGAGAACCUGGUCGUGACGGGUUGAACGGACAGUCGGGACCUUCAGGACCACCGGGACACGUGUUCAUGAUGCCACUCACCUCUGCCGGCAAUGAAAAGGGACCAGACUCACAGGCGGAAGCAUUGCGGCAGAUGCUCUCACAGCACAUGACAGCGAUGCGAGGAGCCGAUGGACCAAUGGGACUGACUGGGGUUCCUGGUGCUGUCGGACCUCCGGGGCCUGAGGGAACGAAAGGAGAACCGGGAGAUGUUGGUGAACCGGGACCCAUUGGACCUCGGGGAGGUGUUGGCGCUAAAGGUCGCGAGGGUCGCCGAGGAAGAUCGGGACGAGAUGGCGAACGAGGAGCGACCGGUUUGCAAGGUGUGAAAGGUGAACAGGGCCCCAUUGGAUUGCCUGGCUUCCCCGGAGAGAAAGGAGAGCGCGGACGACAAGGAUCAGUCGGUGAGAAGGGUACCCAGGGACAUGAUGGCGCACAGGGAGAAGAUGGUCCUCCAGGACUACCAGGACUUCCGGGUGAGCUUGGGCCGCGAGGAUUCUCUGGACCGCGAGGCUUUCCUGGCCCAUCGGGCAAUCCAGGUCUGCCCGGAUCUGAGGGCAUUCCCGGUUCCAAGGGAAACCCUGGACCACAAGGUCAGCCGGGAGCGCCAGGCCAAACGGGAUCGCCCGGUCCGGUAGGACCACCAGGUCCGCAAGGAAACCUCGGUCCGCCGGGUAUUCCUGGUCCACACGGAAAGCCAGGCCUUCCGGGUCUUCCGGGAGCUGAUGGGCCUCCGGGGCGGGAUGGAAACCCAGGCAUCGCCGGACCGAAAGGUGAUGUAGGUCCGCAAGGUGUACAGGGCCCCAUCGGAUUCCCCGGCAACCGAGGACCCAAGGGAGACGACGGUGAGCGAGGUACUGCCGGCGAUAAGGGUGAAAAGGGUGAACUAGGACACGAUGGUGAUAAGGGCGAUAUGGGACCACCGGGCGAACGUGGACAUCCGGGUGUAACUGGUGCGCCCGGAUCGGAAGGACCCGAAGGACCGAAAGGAUUCGAAGGACCUCGGGGAGAAACGGGCAUGAUGGGGUUGACUGGCGAUAAGGGCAAGCAAGGAGUGCAGGGUUUCCCGGGCUACCCAGGACCGCCGGGCGAUAAGGGCGACAAAGGAUCGUUUGGCAUGGCCGGUUUGCCGGGCGAAAAGGGCGAACGUGGAAACACUGGACUUCAAGGAGAACGUGGUGAAGUCGGACCAAGAGGAUUCCGAGGACCGCGUGGUAGGCGAGGCGCAGAUGGAACUACCGGACCGAAAGGUGAUACCGGCCAGCCGGGAUCUCCCGGAGCACAGGGUGAAAUAGGCAUGCAGGGACCGGAAGGUCCUCGGGGUUUCAUCGGACUUCCAGGGCCACAGGGAAAUCAUGGCAAAGAUGGACCGCCGGGAGCUUCUGGCGAACGUGGACCUCCGGGUGAAAACGGAAAUCCAGGCCCCAUUGGUGCUCCCGGUGUUGUUGGACCGCAAGGACCAACGGGCGAACCGGGACCAGUCGGAGAACCAGGCAUACCAGGACUGCCGGGACUGCCUGGAGAACCAGGCGUACCAGGAGACACCGGUAAAGAAGGCCAGUCAGGUCCACCAGGACCACCGGGAAAGAAUGGUCCACAAGGUGGUCAAGGUUUGCCAGGAUUCCCAGGUGAACGUGGCAUGAUGGGAAUGCCCGGAUUGCCCGGUCUCAAGGGAGAGCUUGGAUUGCCCGGACUUCCUGGACCAAUCGGUGACAAAGGUCAGCCAGGCGAACCAGGCAAGGAAGGACCACCAGGAGCUGAGGGACGACCUGGACCUCCUGGGCCGCCUGGCCCCUCCGGAGCAAAGGGCGAACGGGGAGAGCAAGGUUUAGGCGGACCAGUUGGACGAGACGGUUUACCGGGACAGCGAGGUCUAGCUGGACCACCAGGACCUGUGGGACCUCCGGGAGAGGAUGGCGACAAGGGCGACAUGGGACCGCCGGGAGAGAAGGGUUUCAAGGGCGCUCAAGGUGAAUCAGGACCUGUGGGAUCGCCAGGAUCACAAGGAAGUCGUGGAGAACCGGGAGCUAUUGGACCACCGGGCGAGAAAGGACCUCCGGGAGAGAUUGGCCGUACAGGGCCGAAGGGUGAAGACGGGCCAACCGGUCUGCCCGGUUCCCCCGGACCAGCAGGACCUCAAGGAAUGCCAGGUCCAACGGGAAUGAAAGGAGGCCGUGGGGACGAUGGUCCACCGGGAUCAAUUGGACCUGCUGGACCACCAGGAGAAGCGGGUCGUCGUGGGCCACGCGGAGCUGAAGGUGGCCCCGGUGCUCCAGGAUCUCCCGGUCCGCAGGGAAUUGCGGGAGAACCUGGAACGCAAGGACCACCCGGUCCGAUUGGACCCGAGGGCAAGGAAGGCGAAAAGGGUUCCAUAGGACCAAAGGGCGAGGAAGGAAAGUCGGGACCACCUGGGCCACCGGGAAAACGAGGGCAGCCGGGCUUGGAAGGACCAAAGGGAGUUGCUGGUCCACCAGGAUUCCCUGGCAAUCCUGGUGAGCCUGGACUCGUCGGACCGAAGGGGGAUAUUGGCAAGGAUGGAGACGAUGGAAAACAGGGUGAAGCUGGCCUCCCCGGUGAACCAGGUCCACCGGGACCGGCGGGUGAGAUUGGACCGCCGGGUAAAAUCGGACCAGAAGGACCGGCCGGUCUGCAAGGAACGACGGGAUUGGCUGGCGAAAAGGGAGACCGGGGAUUACCAGGACCACCAGGAAAUCAAGGACUCACCGGACCGCAAGGAAUGCCGGGUCCACAGGGACCUACUGGACUGCGAGGAUCUCCGGGACCUUCGGGCGAAAUUGGUCCCGUCGGUAAACCGGGCGAUAGUGGAGCACCUGGAAAAGCGGGAGAGGUAGGUGCCAAGGGUCCGAAAGGUGACCGGGGCCGUCGUGGGCUAAAAGGACAUCGAGGUGAGCUUGGUCUGGUCGGGUUGAAGGGUGACUCCGGUGAGAAGGGUGACAAAGGCGUCCGAGGAGUCCCAGGCCCCGAAGGGACCAAAGGAGAACCUGGUCCAGUAGGACCGCUAGGACUCAAGGGUAACGAUGGUCCGCAAGGACCUCCUGGAAACGAUGGCCCGCUAGGACCGAAAGGCACAGAGGGUGUUGCUGGUCUUCGAGGAGAGCCUGGACCGCCCGGACCUCCUGGACCACCUGGACCUCCAGCCGACGCACCGCUUAUCCCACCGGAGCUGCUCUUCCGCAUGAACGAGUUCACCAUGACGAAGGGUGAGGAUCGACAGAAGCGUGAAGCGGGUGAUGGUACGGACAUGGACGAAGACCUGCUCGAGGUGGAUGACUUUGAUGAGGAGAUCCUGAAGGUGGAACCUCGCAAGAAAACCAAGAAGAAGAAAUCCAAGUCGAAACCGUCCGAUCUUGGCCCGAAGUUCCUGGAUAUGUACAGCUCGAUCUACUCGAUGCGGCAGGAGCUCGAUCGGAUACGGAAGCCGGUUGGUACGCGGGAAAAUCCUGCUCGAACGUGUCGGGAUUUGCACCAUGGACAUCCACAGUUCAAGGAUGGCUGGUACUGGAUCGAUCCUAACCUUGGCAUGGGCGAUGACGCGGUUUACGUGUUCUGCAACAUGACAGCUGCUGGCGAGACGUGCGUUUUCCCGGACAUCCACAGUUCCCAGAUGCCAACGAUUCCAUGGCGCAAGGAGAACGAUAAAACGGAUUGGUACUCGAAUCUGCGCGGUGGUUUCAGGAUAUCCUACGAAACAGUCGGUACGGUCCAGAUGACCUUCCUGCGCCUUCUAUCGCAAGAGGUGUACCAGAACUUCACGUACGCCUGCAUGAACAGUGUCGCCUGGUACAGUACGAAGGACGAAAGCUACGACAACGCGAUACGCUUCCUGGGCGAGAAUGAGAUCGACAUCGGGUACGAGAACUCCAAGAUUAAACCGACCGUCCUGGUGGACGGAUGCAAAACGGGACGUAGCAAGAGCGAGACGGUGUUUGAAGUGAGGACACCCAAACUUCAAUACCUCCCCAUAAUCGACUUCUAUCCGAUCGAUUACGGACUGCCACAGCAAGCGUUCGGUUUUCAGGUGGGCCCAGUUUGCUUCAAGUAAUAGGCAACCGUUACUUCACGGAUCUUUUGCCAUUGUUUAACACCAUAUUUGUUAUACAUGUAUAUGAUGCUUACGGUAGAGUCGUCGAGAUUAGUUAGUAGCUUUAACGGUUAGUAUUUAAAAUACAAAAGCAAACAAAGAGACACACACACACAAACAAGUUUGCGCGCGAAAUUAAAGACGAAGAGGAAUAGAGUUGGUUUAGGAUAAGUAACAUCGAGCGAUAGUAUUAAGAACUGUAAGAAAGGAAGGAAAAACUCAUGUAUCAUAUCGAUCGGACUGAGCACAUCGUUAGUCAGAAGAGGAAUCGACCGAACGCUCACACACUCCUUUAAGUCAUCACUGCUCUUGUUGUUAUACCUGUUUCCUACAUGUAAAUAGAACCCCCGUCUAUCCUUUCCUGCUCCCCACACAUACGAAUCAAUUACAAGUAAAAAAAAAAAACACACACACACACACACGUACAUAAGUGCACGUGCACGGAAACCAUUUUUCCGGGAAGAACAGAAGCAUUGUAAAGAGAAGAAAAGCAGGCAAAAAACGAACUAUAAUGCCUUUUACACUGCCAAAGAUCGUUUGUUGUUGAAGAAUAAAUUAUCGAAAGGAAAUGAAACACUAUAAGAAAGUGUUUGGAGGGUA